This is a messenger RNA of Aureobasidium namibiae CBS 147.97, 1551 nucleotides long. Its product is annotated as putative u4/u6 small nuclear ribonucleoprotein. The transcript has a single exon. The coding region runs from base 1 to 1551 and encodes 516 amino acids. Gene Ontology annotation, biological process: mRNA splicing, via spliceosome. Lineage: Eukaryota; Fungi; Ascomycota; Dothideomycetes; Dothideales; Saccotheciaceae. The record is from RefSeq and is a predicted model, not a curated record. Gene Ontology annotation, cellular component: U4/U6 x U5 tri-snRNP complex.
AUGCAAGCACGUAUUGCUGCUAUGAAAGCACGUCUGCAAGGAAACGCCGCGCCCUCAUCACCCUCUCCUGCACCCACGCCCGCGUCUCCGUCCACCACACUAUCCGCCGAGGAUGCGAAAAAGGCCCAAAUCCAGGCACAACUUGCUGCCAUCAAAGCAAAGAUUGCUCAGAAACAACACCAACAACCCCAAACAGAUAUUCCUACACGACCCGCUGCUCAUUCUCCUGGACUCGCCCCUUCUCCUCCUGUUCGAGACGAUACUACUGCACGCGCAAGAGGUGGUCUAAAUGUCGGGCUCCAUCCCAGUCUGUUAGGUGGUCCGUCAAAGUCUGCCAACAACAAGAAGCAAAAAGACGAUCCCGCAAAGCACAACCCCUACCUGACCGGCGAUGAUCAGAAGGCUGCUGCCCAGAAUGAGCCUUUCUUCGAUCCCUCGUUGCAGAAACAGAAGGACCGCAAGUCCAAGCAACUGCUCUUCAACCAGAAGGGUAAGUUCAUGGCACAGGCUGAAGCUUUGAGACAGCAGGCGAGGAUCGAACAGAUGGCCAAGGAGAUGCAAGAACAAGCACGAAAACAGGCAAUCGAAGAAGCCACGGAAAAGUCCUUCUUAGUCCCUGCUCCACCAGAAAUUGAAUGGUGGGACGAAGGUCUUGUGACUGGAGGCAACUACGAAAACCUUGAAGCUCCGAAUAAGAUCAACAUGGACGUCAUAACAAGAUACGUUCAACAUCCCGUUCUGCUUUUGGCUCCUCAGGAUGCAAAUGUACCGGCUCCCAAGGCCAUGUACCUCACCAAGCAGGAGCAGAAGAAGGUACGACGACAACGUCGUAUGGCUGAUCACAAAGAAGAGCAGGCCAAGAUCAGACUUGGUCUCAAAGCUCCACCUCCGCCUAAGGUCAAGAAAUCAAACCUUAUGCGUGUAUUGGGUAAUGAGGCUGUCAAGGAUCCCACUGCUGUCGAAGCUCGCGUCAACCGCGAAAUCGCUCAGCGCGCCGAUGAUCACGAGACGGCCAAUGCCGAAAGACAACUAACAAAGGAGCAACGUCUCGAAAAAUUGGCUCAACAACAAGAAGCAGAUGCUACAAUGGGUAUGCGGGUGCUCGUGUUCAAGAUUGACAAUCUGAGCUACGGCAAACACCGCUUCCAGAUCAACAAGAACGCGGAACAGCAAGCCUUGACAGGUAUCACCAUCUUCCAUCCCAAGAUGAACUUGGUCAUCGUUGAGGGCGGUACUCAUAGUAUCAACGCUUACAAAAAGCUUAUGCUCAACCGCGUGAAAUGGACCGAGAACGCUAUGCCGCAAAAUGUGCGCGAAGGCAAUCAAGAAGCCAAUGCUGCAUGGCUUAAUGCCUUCGACGAUGACGGCAAGCUCAAGGACAAUACUUUCAACAGGUGUCAGCUCGUGUUUGAGGGUGAAGAGAAGCAGAGGGCAUUCAAGCGCUGGAUGCCAUAUAAGGCCUGCGAGACGGAUGGUGAAGCCAAAGAUGUCCUGGGCAGAUAUAAGAUGGAGAACAUGUGGACAUUGGCGCAGUCUCCGGCGUUUCAGUAA